AUGAACGACAAUAACGACAAUUCUACCACUCCAACAUCCUUGCGUGCUGCUGCUGCAACCGAUGCCACAGAUAAUGCAGCAAUUGGUGGUGGUGGUGUAGGCACAAGUAGUGGAGCGGCCGCCAAUAUGAUGAUCAACAGUUAUGGCAAAGAACAAAUGAAGAUGACUGCCGCCGCAGCCAGCAGUAAUGCCUUAAAGCAAUCGCUGAAAUUGGAAAACUUGGAAGAAUUUGAUAAGUUGCCAUACGAAAUACAUCGUUACUCUUCAUUUUCCACCAAUUAUGUGCCAGAAAAUAUACUUGUGGACUGUCCCAGUGAUCAGUCGUCGCGGUGGUCGGCCCACAACAAUAAUCCACCACAAUAUUUAACAUUGAAAUUACGCCGACCUGCCAUAGUGAAAAAGAUAAAAUUUGGUAAAUUUGAAAAGUCGCAUGUCUGCAAUAUCAAAAAGUUUCGAAUUUAUGGUGGUUUGGAUGAGGAACAUAUGGUUCUACUAUUGGAGGGAGGUUUACGCAACGAUCACAUACCCGAGACAUUCAAUUUACGAUGUGUUGCCAAGGAUGCUACAACAAGUCUGCCAAUUUUAUAUAUCAAAAUUGUACCACUAUUAUCGUGGGGACCCACCUUUAACUAUAGCAUUUGGUAUAUUGAAUUAUUGGGCCAAGAUGAUCCCAUGUACACCAGUGGUUGUUUAAAGGAUUACAAUAAGUUACGUGAAGUGGAAAUUAUUCGUUUGUGUUUGAAACAUUUUCGCCAACAAGGAUAUGAUACAGCAUUCAAGGCCUUACAGGAUCAAACCCAUGUCCAAUUGGAACAUCCAUUGAUAAGCGAAUUACAUCAAUGUUUGGUGGUAAAUGGCGAUUUUGAAAAGGCCGAAAAGUUCAUAAGCGAUUGCAUUGAAGAGGGCCUCAUGGAUGACUAUUUGAAUCGUCAGGAUUAUAAACAUGCGUGGCGUUUGCAGCAUGUUCAAGGAUCAGCACAACCAGGUAAUCGUGGUGGCCACCAACUGGUUAUGGAUGUCAAAAAACGUUUAAUCUAUUUGUUCGGCGGUUGGGAUGGCUUUCAAGAUCUAAGCGAUCUGUGGGUAUUCGAUAUUAAGGAUAAUUGUUGGACGCAAAUAUUUGAACAUUCCGAACAAUUCAAUGGACCCACACCACGUUCAUGUCAUAAAAUGGUCUUCGAUCCGGUCAGUGAGAACAUCUUUAUGUUGGGCCGUUAUUUGGACAACUCCAUUCGUACUACGGAAUAUAUAAAAAGUGAUUUCUAUUUGUAUGAUACGCGAGCUCGGACAUGGCUGCAAAUUUGUGAUGAUACAUGUCAGGUGGGUGGUCCCCAACUGAUGUAUGAUCAUCAGAUGUGUAUCGAUGUUGAGAAGAGAACGAUAUAUGUGUUCGGCGGUAAGGUUUUGACACCGCGCAGUGUUAAUGCCUCGACAACAAGUGAACCCGAAUAUUCGGGAUUGUUUUCCUAUCACAUUGCCACCAAUACAUGGACUCAGAUAUUGGUGGACUGUCAUCAUCCAACGGCAUCACAGCCAGAUGUUUUGUCCAUUAAAUCGCGUAUCACCCAUUGUAUGGUGUUUCAUAAUAAAAAGCGUAAAUUGUACAUUUAUGGUGGCCAACGUGGCAAAGAGGAUAUCCAUGAUUUUAUAACCUAUAAAGUUGAUACCCAAACAUUGGAGAUUUUAAAUAGUAAUCCCACAAAUUCUUCCGAUGGUAAAAAUGAACCCUCACCUGGUUAUACCCUAAGGGCCACAAUUGAUUGUGAGCGUAAUGAGAUUUAUGUGUUUUCGAGUCUUAGCAAAAUCAAAGAUCGCCGUGAUAUUCAUCAUGUUGAUGCAUCAAAUUCAUUUUGGGUCUAUUCAUUGGACACCCAUCAAUGGUCCCGCAUCUACACCAGUCGUUAUAAUGCCUCAUCAUCGCCUGAUAGUACAAAUUUUGAUAAUAGCCGAAAUAAUGUUAUGGAACCAUGCCCACGUUAUGCCCAUCAAUUUGUCUACGAUGAUAUGGCUAAAUUGCAUUAUAUGUUUGGCGGUAAUCCGGGACGUUCGACAACGCCUCAGCUAAGACUUGAUGAUUUUUGGAUAUUGGAAUUGGAAAAACCCAAACGUGAUGAAAUUCUCAAACAUUGCCGUUAUUUGGUGCGUAAACUACACUAUGAAGAAAUGGCCAAGGCUGAUCCAUACAAAGCUAUGCAUUAUUUGCGUAGCGAAAUUGCUGAAGUUAUAGAUCACAGUAAUCCGGAACAAUUGAGAAAUUUCCAUAGAUUGGCUUCAUUACUUUUCAAAUGUGACGAUGACAUCGAAACCGAGGAACGACGUUUAAAUACACUGCCUUUGGGAGGAGCUGCUGGCACAUCAACGACUGAGGAUAAAUCCUUAACCGAAGCCGAAUGUAGUUCAGAUAUGGCUUCCACCACAGAUGAUGAAGUUUGUGCUAAAUCCGAUGACAAUACUCAUGCGCCCGAUGAUCUUUCCAUGGAAUCUUGUUCAAGUUCGACCACCUCAGGUAUAUCGGAUGCCGCUUCCUCUUAUACAGCAUAUCGCAAAUCGGGCGGUAAACGUUCACGUCACAGUUACAUACAGGAAUUGCGAGCACGUCGUUCGUUCCUUUUCAAUAAACUUGUUCAAUUGAUGCCUUCAAAUAUGGUACAACCAGAACGUAAUCUAAGUGAUUUUGUAAUAAUUUAG
Messenger RNA from Musca vetustissima, 2688 nucleotides. RefSeq names its product muskelin-like. The coding region runs from base 1 to 2688 and encodes 895 amino acids. The record is from RefSeq and is a predicted model, not a curated record. The transcript is spliced from 11 exons. Lineage: Eukaryota; Metazoa; Arthropoda; Insecta; Diptera; Muscidae. Gene Ontology annotation, molecular function: protein binding. Gene Ontology annotation, cellular component: cytoplasm.